CUCCAUUAUCAUUCCACAGUGGCAACGGCAAAGCAUUAUGGCUUGUUUUUCACGGAAGAAGCCACAGGCUGUUUAAUUUGUGAUGUUCUUUUGAAUGAUACUUUGGAAAGACGUCUGGUGGCCAAAAAAACAUAAUAUGUGCACUAGUAGAUUCGAAAUGCUUGACGACCUUGAACUCAAAGAAAAAUAGAAUAUGACAUACUGAAAACCCCCACCCUACCCAAAUUGACCACGUUAGUGUGUCAAAGUGACGUUUCACAUUUCAAUUUCAAUAAUUUCCUCUAUUAUUUGUACAACGAACUACAGUACCGCUGUAUUAGAGAAAGUAGCAAUUAAAAUAUGAAAAAUAUUUAAAGAAGAAAGUUUAUUGCGUAAAGUGGUACAUUAUAUUAAAACAGAUCAAAAUGAGUGAUACUACCUCUCCACCGAGCUCAAAUCCCAGAACUUUGAAUAUAGAAGCCCUAAAAGCCCAUGUACUAUCUCACAAGAUAGAUUGUGCUCUGUGGGCUAUAAGAAUACUAUCUUUAUUUUUUGCAUUAGGAUACUUAAUACCUAUCUUUGGGAGCGCAUAUAAUUUUUAUUACAAGGUAUUAAUAGCAAAUGCAGCAAUAAGUGCAUUGAGGUUGCACCAGAGAUUAGGAAGAGUGAGCCUGAGCAGGGAAUUUUUGGCCCAAUUGUUGACAGAAGAUAGUUGCCAUUACCUUUUCUACUCUUUGAUCUUUCUAUAUGUACCACCAUUUAUGUUGGUGUUGAUACCAGUAGUACUUUUCUGCCUGUUACAUUCUGCAAGCUACUCACUUACACUACUAGAUACUUUAGGUCAAAACUCAUGGUGGGUGGCACGUCUGCUCAUUUCACUGGUGGAAUUUCAAUCUUUGAAUAUUCUAAGAACUGUGGCUUUCACAGAAAUCAUUCUUAUGCCUUACACAGUCUUGCUGAUUUUAAUCGGUCGCGCCAGCUUGCUCACCCCGUUCAUCUACUAUCACUUCCUGGUGCAAAGAUACACUUCGCGUCGCAACCCAUACUCGAAGAACAUGUUCCGCGAACUAAGGAUGUACUUCGAACAUUUCUCCUCGAAACCUUCUACACCCGGAUUUGUGAAGCAAGCGAUCACCGCAGGCAUCAAUUUCACGUGCAAAUUGGCCCCUGCACAAAUACAGGUGCAAUCGCCUCAGUGAAAAACAAAUUGAAUAUAGGUUUAGCUAUUUUUUUCUUUUUAGGUUUAGAUGGUGGCUAUGAGAAGAGAUUUCGAAUUUGGUUUAUUUUGUAAUUUUUUGUCAGUACGAUUUUAUGGUUAACGUGCAAUAAUUGGUAAGACGUUGUUCAUACUUGCCACUAUAACUAUACAGUGUAUGUCACCUCUAAAAGCUGAAAGGUAUAUAAAACCAGCAUACUUCCAAUUGAAGUAUCACGAUCUCCAAAAUACGAAAUGUUUCAUUGAGAAAAUAAAGGGUGUGCUGGAAAUUGGGACUUUACCAAGGUCAUUUGCGACAAAUUAACACCGAAAACGUAAAAAACACACCGAAGAAAAAUACUCGCUAUUCAUUUAUUAAGCUUGUUAAAUUUUCAACAUUUGGGGCUGUCUUAGGUCUUCAACUGUGUUCUACCAUACGAUUUUGCACGAUAUAAACAAACACAUGCGGCUCUGAUGGGAAGAAACAUCGAGCACGACGCCGACGUUUUGAGUACACUCGCGGAGUAUUAAUAGGACCUUGAAGAUGUUCAUAUUGCUUUUUGAAUAUAAAUAAUAUCUCGGUUAUCUCAAAGCUGGUAUACAUAUAUAUAUAUUACUAGAAAACAUGCUUAUUAUUACCUGAUCUACGCUCUGUUAAAGUCCCAACUUUGAGGACACCCUGUAUAUCAGUAAUAUGGCACAGAGCGUUUGAAAUUGAUUGAAUAACAGUAAGUUUCGAUUCCGUCAAAAUGCUGUAAAUCUGAAUGCAUAGAAAGUCAUUACUUUGCCUUUCUUUUUGCUAUUACUGUGUUACUAUUAUUGCAUGUUAACUGUAGUAAAUUUCGAAAGAUCUGUUGUUUUUUUUUUUCGAUUUUCGGAUGUUCGUGUAUUGAACAAUCAGUAAUUGGAUAGAUAAUAUAUGGGCAUAUCUAACAGCAAACAUAACAGCGGUAUUUGGUAGGUUUGAAUUUGAAAAAUAUAUAAGGUAUAACUUAAUGAAUUAUGGUUUAUUUCGUAAUAUAAUGUAUUAUAUAUAACUAUAACCAAUUUUCAGAUCAAAAAAUUACAUGGGCAUGAUUUUUUAAAACAUCGUCACAAUUUUAAAAUAAUAUUCAGCACAAUGCGCAAGCCUACCAAUUUAUUAAAGAAUUGUCUUUAUAACGGCAUUUUUAAACAAAGCAUUCCAAUGUAUCUGCACAGUGUUGACUUACAUACUAUUGUGGUUUCCCAGAGAGUUACUUGAAAACCUCAGUUUUCUGAUUUUUCCAUCAGGAGUCAAAUUUUAUGUUCAUUAUAAAUCUAAAAUAAUAGAAACAGCUUUUUUAUUUUUUUUUUGCCAAAUGUAUGGAUUUUCAGCGGUAUUUUUUUAAAUACUAUUGUGAUAUAUUCUAUUAAAAUAUCCUAUUCCCACCAAUUCUGACACAAUACUGUCAUUGUUUUUACCCCAUUUUCUAAUAUUUAUAAUGUCGCAUGCGUAUAUUGGGUCAUCAUAGGCCAACACCGGGGUUGGCCAACAUUGGCGCUGAAUGAUAGAAAUAUACCAUAUUGGCACGACAAUUGGCUCCAGUGUGUUAAUGCGACAUAAAUUGUUUUACGCAGAUACUUGAGACAACAUUAUUUUAGAGGUUUUCCAUUAAGGACUUGACAACUUUCUCGAAAAUUUUAUUAUGGAAUUCGAACGUACGUCGGUUCAUAUGAUCGAACGGCUUUCAUUUUUGAGUUAACUUGAUCUUAUAAGGGUUCAAGCCAAGAUGUCUUCGCAAAAUUCGCCAUAGUGUGGUCUGAGCGAUGCCCAAUUCUUGAGAACGAAGUGGAAUCGACGUGUUCUGUUCGUUUGUGACGGAAGUCUGAACGGCAGCAAUAUUAUCGGCACUUCGACCAACCCAAUGUCUCACUGGCACUGGCACGGGAACAUCCAGCAGCGAAUAAGGAUUCAAUUUUUUUUUACUAGACUAUGAAUUGCUUGUCUACUGGGACCAGAUUUACGACCAAAAAUUGGAGUUAACGCCCUUAAAGUUGCAGUCACCGACUCGGAAUUUCGGUAGUAAAUUUUAAUUAUUUGUUAGCGUUGUUCGAUCAUGUACUUCACCAUGAUAAAAAUGUUUUCUUUAGUGACAUUGACAGUUCGGUAAUUGAUUUAAAGGUGCGUUCACAGUGGAAGUUCAAAGUUGCCAAGUCCCUAUUGGAAAACCCGAUAUUUUUUAACCUAAUUGAAACAGGCGUAAAACCACAUAAAAGAAUUUUGAUGGAUUGACGUUACGAAAAUGGCGUUAGGCCAUUUGAAUUAUUGGGGGACAUCUAAACCACCUUUGACGAGAAUACAUAUCUAAACUAAAGACAUACUGAAGUAUUGAAGCCUAUUGGUAUAAAGUGUGACACAUAUGACAGUAACCAUAACUUGGUGAUUAUGCGGUUUCAAUUAGGAAUAGAAACACUCAAGUUAUAGAGCUUCAUAUUCAUUUACCUGCCACUUGUUACAUGAGUGUUGCAUAUAUGUAUCAUCUCACACACACACACUGUGUUGAAUGUUAACAUUUGGCCACCAAAUAUAAUUGCAAAAUCAUUCAUCAAAAAAUGCAAAAUCAAUGUAUACAUCAAAAAAUGUGUGAACAGUAUUGUUACAAUAUACUUUAUUAGCACACCUUUAUAAUACAUCAAUGUAUCCACACGUAUUGAUCGACCAGCCAAAGAUUGCUAGGGACGAAAGGGGGAAAUGCGAUGAAAAAACCUUACCAUUAGACGAUUUUAUAUGGAGUCAUAGGCGGAGAUCGGAGAGACUUGAAUUAUUAAUUGAAUUUAUAUUUUAUUACAACUGGUAGUAUUAAUAUUUUUUUGCGAUUCAUAAUGACGUGAUACCAAACAUACAUUAUAAGAAAUAAAUAUACACAAACACUGAAUAUUGAGAACAAAAUAAAUAUAUUUUUUAGGCAACAAGUAAUAUUCCUAUGUACGCAUUAUGAUUGAACAGCAAAACAAAUUAUGCAUUCUUCUAAAAUAGAAUACAACAAGUCAAAAAUAUCUGACUGAAUAGAAAAAUAUAGGAAAACAAAAAGUAAUUUCUUGAUGAAAUAACCCAUAAACAACACAUAGAAUUAGACUUUCUACUGAGAUACUAAAAGCCA
This is a messenger RNA of Acanthoscelides obtectus, 4296 nucleotides long. NCBI's taxonomy places the organism in Eukaryota, Metazoa, Arthropoda, Insecta, Coleoptera, Chrysomelidae. The record is from the annotation of a GenBank genome assembly.